This is a messenger RNA of Octodon degus (degu), 755 nucleotides long. Its product is annotated as queuosine salvage protein-like. NCBI's taxonomy places the organism in Eukaryota, Metazoa, Chordata, Mammalia, Rodentia, Octodontidae. The record is from RefSeq and is a predicted model, not a curated record. The transcript has 2 exons.
CCUCUGCCUGGGAUACCAAUAACGAGUGCCUCCUAUUAUGCCACCGUGACCCUGGACCAGGUUCGGCACGUAUUUCGUUCUGACACCGAUGUCCCCAUGCCUUUAAUGGAAGAGAGGCAUCGUGUUCUCAACGAGGCAGGGACAAUUCUGUUGGAGAAGUUUGGAGGCUCUUUCCUUAACUGCGUCCGAAAGAGUGAAAAAAGCGCGCAGAAGUUACUGCAGCUGGUUGUUGAAAGUUUUCCUUCUUACAGAGAUGUGACUGAAUUUGAGGGGAAAAGAGUUGCCUUCUACAAACGAGCGCAGAUCCUUGUGGCGGACACCUGGAGCGUACUAGAAGGCAAGGGGGAUGGCUGCUUCACAGACAUUGCCAGCAUCACCAUGUUUGCUAACUACUGAUUGCCACAGGACCUCGCCCACCUGGGAGCCCUGAAGUACUCCGAUGAACUGCUGAAGAAGCUUUGCAGAGGAGAAAUGCUGUCAUAUGGAGAUAAGCAGGAGGUGGAAAUCAGAGGGUGCUCUCUGUGGUGUGUCGAGCUGAUCCGGGAUUGUCUUCUGGAGCUUAUUGAGAAACAGAGUGGAAAGCCUAAUGGCGAGAUCAACUCCAUCCUCCUGGAUUAUUACCUGUGGGACUAUGCCCGGGACCACAGGGAAGACAUGAAAGGGAUUCCGUUCCAUCGCACACGCUGCAUGUACUACUGACCCAGCUGUGACUUACCCUGACUCGUUGGGAGCAAGCCAGUGAGAUGAUAGGACGU